Cotesia glomerata is the source of this 1108-nucleotide messenger RNA. It is a transcript of the gene eca, whose product is annotated as transmembrane emp24 domain-containing protein eca. The transcript has 4 exons. NCBI's taxonomy places the organism in Eukaryota, Metazoa, Arthropoda, Insecta, Hymenoptera, Braconidae. Bases 168 to 818 code for a protein of 216 amino acids. Gene Ontology annotation, cellular component: COPII-coated ER to Golgi transport vesicle; Golgi apparatus; endoplasmic reticulum-Golgi intermediate compartment. Gene Ontology annotation, biological process: Golgi organization; intracellular protein transport; endoplasmic reticulum to Golgi vesicle-mediated transport. The record is from RefSeq and is a predicted model, not a curated record.
AACAAAACCCUUAUGGCGGUGUUUAGAUGACGUGUGUCUUGUUCAAGUGUCUCGUUACAAUAAACGUAUUUUACUAUUAUUUAUACUAGUUUUUUCUCUUAAUUAGCAUUAAGUACUAUUUAAUACAUAAAUAAAAUACCUCAGAAUUUAUAAUUACGUAAAAUACAAUGUUAAAGUACAUAUAUUCAGUAAUAACCUGGGCACUUAUUGCCAACUCGGUGUCGGGAUUGUAUUUCCACAUUGGUGAGACGGAACGUAAAUGUUUCAUUGAAGAAAUUCCCGAUGAAACCACCGUUCUAGUUCAUUACAAAGUUGAAUUAUUCGACCCCAGAAGUGGAGGUUACAUGCCAAGCAGCCCAGGUAUUGGCAUGCAUGUCGAAGUACGUGAUCCAGAUGACAAAAUUAUUCUGUCAAGAGUAUACAGUUCUGAAGGACGGAUAUCCUUCACUUCACAAACUCCUGGUGAACAUGUCAUUUGUUUGUACAGUAACAGUACUGCAUGGUUCAGUGGUACACAGCUGAGAGUACAUUUGGAUAUUCAAGUUGGAGAUCACGCUAUUGAUUACGCCAACUUAGCGCAGAAAGAAAAAUUAUCUAAAUUGCAAUUAAGAAUAAGACAAUUGUUGGAUCAAGUUGAACAGAUAACUAAAGAACAAAACUACCAACGGUACCGCGAGGAAAGAUUCAGACAAACGUCCGAGAGUACAAACAGCCGGGUCUUGUGGUGGUCUAUCACUCAAACAGUUAUCCUUCUGGUUAUGGGUGCAUGGCAAAUGAGACAUCUCAAGAGUUUCUUCGAAGCCAAAAAACUUGUUUAGAUUAUUUAUAUUUAAUCAAUUAAUGUUAUUAUUGUAUUUUUAACAAACUUGAUACUGUUCUGUGAACAGAGUUGGAGGUUUACUUAUAAUGUUUUUUUUUGGGUAGAAGAAAAUUCUGUGCCACAGAAAAAUUUUUUGUAAAAAAUUAUUUAAAUAUCAGUAAAAAUUGCAAAUCUUAUUAAAACAAGUAUUCAUUCAUGUAACACUUAAUUGUAAUUCUUAAAUACAAAUUUAGUUAUAGAAAUAUUUCGAGUAAACCUGAAAAAAUUAAGUAUACAUUAUUUAAAAGU